UCUUUCUUACAGGGAGCUGAUCUUGAGCCUUGCGGUGAUUCUGUAUCCUGUACUUCAGUCCCAUCUGCAACACCUUCCUCUAAAAACAGACGUAGAUGCACCUCAGCAGCCGGCACUUUAAGCAGAAACAGACGGAGAAAACCAGCACCAGACAGCAGUGAGCGUCUCUCCUGGCUGGACCUUCCCAGACAGGACGGAGCCAGCGGUGCUCUGUCCGUCCCUCGGCUCCAUGUCGAAGAUAAAAGAGAAGGUGGUGCCAUCCAAGAGAAGCCACCUGAUGAGAUGGAGUGCCUCUACAACCACCUAAAAGCAGCCAGCUUGUCUCCGACUGGACAGUCCAAUCAGAGGGACUUCAGAGCUUCGUUCAUCCGACGAUGUCAGAACGACCAAGUCAACGAAAAGCUUCACCUGCUGCGAAUCCUGAGCAGCACAUUAAAGGCUAAAGAGUCGGAGCUGCUGGCGGUGGAGCAGAUCCUCGGUGACGCCACCCUCACGGCGCCCACGUACAGGAAGUGGAGACUGUCCAACUUGGUCCUGCUGCAGGACAUGAGUGGACACAAGCAGCAGGCAGCAGGAGGCUCCGAGCUCCGGGCCCAGGACGGAGUGUGAGCAGAGACCACGGCCCAGUUCACAGCAGGGAGGCAUCUGACAAACACUGUUUUACAUCGCUGUGGUCCAAAGUCUGUCGGUGACCACAAACCGUACAGCCCUGUUCCUGACCAGGAGAGAUGCUGGACAGAAAGCAGGCUCAUGUGUCGGGUCAGGCAGCGGUGCUGUGUGUGUUCUGAAGGGGAGCUUGUUUGUUUUUAAUGCUUUUCCUUUCAUUUCAUUUGGAUUCAGAGAUGCAACCUCCACCGUUACUCCUUCACUGGUGCCUUCUCUUUCAACACCAUAUGUCCCUCUGGAGGAGGAUGUUUUUGAUGGAAAUACUGGUUCAGUGUGGAUGGAGGCUAAAAUCCACUCAUCUAUUUUACAUUUUUCAAUCUGCACUUCCCACAAGAUGGAAUCUGUACUGUGGCUGUCUCUUAUCAGGAUCUUAUAGCGGUUAUUGCUGUAUGUGUUUUAAACGUUUUGCAGGAAAACAUUGUCGGAGUGGCACAAGCUGCCCCAUCCA
This is a messenger RNA of Stegastes partitus (bicolor damselfish), 1114 nucleotides long. RefSeq names its product interactor protein for cytohesin exchange factors 1-like. Lineage: Eukaryota; Metazoa; Chordata; Actinopteri; Pomacentridae. The annotation marks the transcript as partial. The record is from RefSeq and is a predicted model, not a curated record. The transcript is spliced from 3 exons.